CCGACAUAACCAUGCCUUCUCUCGACCGAGGACGUACCGCCUGUGUAAUUAUAAUUCAGCGGACAUGCACUAGCCAGAAUUUCGAUUUCAUCAGUAACUUGAAUUGCUCCUAUCUAUUUGCGCAUUUAUUCAAACAUGACAGCAUCGAGCGAGGCAAGCGAUGAUUGAUGUAUAAUAUGGCGGCCUGUGAACCAUCGAAUAAGAAGCCGCCAAGCGGCCGAUCCGUUUAACUUUCAAUCACAUCCGCAAUCAACGGUCCAGCAUUCUCACAUCCAGAUUUCACCUUCACUGCAAUUUGGAUAACUGAGAGUGCAGCCAAAAAAUCCCCCAUGGCGUCGCGGUUUCCGCACUCCAACCUUCACCAACGCGACCCUCGCGCCGCAUCGUCACUCUUCGAUUCCUACGGCAGUAGCGGAAAUGGCGAUCGAUCGCGACCCUCGAGUAGACACACACCCAGCUACGGCGCCUAUUCCGGUGCUGUCAGUGAUGGAUAUCCGAAUGGGAAUUUGACCCCUGGAAGUUCGGGGUAUCGUGCGGCAACCCCUAACUCGAGGGGCCACUAUUCGGAUUCUGUUCUUUCUGAACUUGAAUCACAAAACGAUAAUGAGGUCGAGGGGAUCACAGCGAAGGUCAGGGCAUUGAAAGAACUUACGGUGGCCAUCGGUGACGAGAUUCGCUCGUCCUCCAGCCUAGCAGAAUCCAUGAACGAGGCAUUCGAUAACACCCGCGUACGUCUUCGAGGAACCAUGAAUCGUAUGCUGCGCAUGGCCGAACGAACGGGCGUCGGCUGGCGUGUGUGGUUGCUUUUCUUCCUGGCCGUGUUUUUGCUGUUUGCCUAUGUAUGGCUUUUCUAGGCAUUUCCCUUUGCACCCACAUUCAUUGUCAUCUUUAUAUACAGUAAUCUGCAUGGACAUGGAGUUUGGUUUGGUACAAAAAAGAUAUGUUUUAUAUUUGCUACAGCUGUUUAACUGAACAUAUUGUACAUUUUUACACUGCAUUUAUAGACAUAUUGCUUUGUGCAAGAAUAUGAAUACUACUUAUAAUUAAGAGCAAAGCACGAAGAAUAAUACGAAAUGGAACAGGUGAUGCUUCUAUUUAUGAUAUUUAACCGUCAACCCAAACGCC
Messenger RNA from Talaromyces proteolyticus, 1125 nucleotides. RefSeq names its product SNARE complex subunit Bet1. The coding region runs from base 330 to 854 and encodes 174 amino acids. Gene Ontology annotation, biological process: endoplasmic reticulum to Golgi vesicle-mediated transport. The transcript is spliced from 6 exons. The record is from RefSeq and is a predicted model, not a curated record. NCBI's taxonomy places the organism in Eukaryota, Fungi, Ascomycota, Eurotiomycetes, Eurotiales, Trichocomaceae.